This is a messenger RNA of Stylonychia lemnae, 4257 nucleotides long. The record is from the annotation of a GenBank genome assembly. NCBI's taxonomy places the organism in Eukaryota, Ciliophora, Spirotrichea, Sporadotrichida, Oxytrichidae.
AUGGAUGUGAAUAAAUCAACAGACAAAAAGAGGAUCUCAUAUGCUGAUGGUUCAUUCAAUAAGAUGCGUUUUUAUGACAAAAACUCUCCUUCUUACGAUUAAAAUUAGUCUUCGUAAAAUUCUAUUACCUCUUCGUUCAUGCAGGAGAAUACUCCAGUAGUUAAUGAUCAAUUUCUCAGACCAGAUUAUUACUCUAGAACAUAAUCACUGAGACAUAACAUAGGAAAUACAAGCCCUAGCAGAGUUAGCAGUAGAAUGAGUACUUAAAAAUUUUUGAUGGACCGGGAUUUCGAGGUGUUUUAAUAACCAUAAUAAGAGUAAUCGCCAUUGCAAGAAAUAGUUGAGGAUGAUUAGCAGAUAGUAAGAUUAGUAUAUCCACAAAUUCAAGAGCCACCUAAAUUUAAAAUCUAACAGAGUGGAAUCUUAUCAUAAAAUGCUUAAUCAAGGAAUGAGAGGAUUUCUGAAAGAGUAAGAUCUGCAACAAAGCGAAAUCUUGAUGAUGAGUAGUCUCAUAGAAUGCAAAGAUAGAGCUAGCUUAAUGCUUCAAAUUCCUAACUUAGAAUGGAAAACUCAAUUUAAGAAAACUUUACUUUGGCUUUUGAUGAGGAAGAGUUGGAUUAAUAAGAGCCAGAGUAUAUCAUUAUAAUAGAUGCUGAGCCAACUUUGCCUAAGUAUAUGAUGAGACAUAACGGUAAACUUAGAAUGAGAUGGGAUUUAAUAAUCAUAUUACUAACUUUGUAUAACUGCCUUGCAAUUCCUUUUAAUGUUGCAUUUCAAGAUAAGUUAGAUGACGAUACAGUUCUUAAUCAAGUAAUCGAUCAUAUAAUAGAUUCUAUAUUCUUCUUUGAUCUAAUCUUUAAUUUUCGUACCACUUAUGUAAAUGCAAAAACUACUCUUGAGAUUACUGAGCCUAGAGAGAUUGCAAUAAAUUAUGCCUUUCGUGGCAGAUUUUUUGUAGAUUUACUUUCAGUGAUACCAUUUGAACUUUUUAUUUCAGAAGAUGUAAUAGAAUAAGCAGGUGGCAAUAAAAAGCAAUUUAAGCUAUUUGGAUUAUUGAAGUUGAUUAGAUUACUUAGAUUAGGCAGAAUUAUAACUUACAUGAAAUUUAAAUAGGGAUUAAAAGUAGGAAUCAGAAUAGUUCAGGUACUGUUUUUAUUCUUCAUUGUGGUACAUUGGAUUUGCUGUCUUUGGUACCUUAUUAUUAGUAUGGACAAAGAAUGGGUUCCCAAUUUUGGAGCUCAAGAUCUUUAUGGGACUGAUGAAUUUUUCAAUUAUAGACUCUGGUAUCAAUAUUCAGUUGUCUAUUAUUAUGCUAUACUACUUCUAGUUGGUAGCGAUAUUUUGCCAAUGAGUGAUUAUUAAUACAUUUUUGGAGCUGCUGUUGUGAUUAUGGGUAAUAUUUUAAUUGCCUUUUUAUUUGGAAAUAUGGCAGCUCUAAUGGCUUAAGUAAAUAAAAAAGAUAAUCAUCUGCAAGAGCAAUUAGAUAAUGUCUCAUCAGUCAUGAGAUCAAUCAAAUUGCCCAAGAGAAUGUAGAUAGAUAUUAUGAGAUACUAUUAAUAUGUUAAUGAUACUCCAGACUUAAUGUAAGAUCUUGAUAAAUUUUUCUCAAUGUUAUCUCCUUCUCUUUAGCAUUAGAUCUAACUGUAAAUAAACAAUGCUUUGGUAAAGAAAAUAGUAUUUUAUGAUAAACUCUCAAUGAUUGAGAUUUCUUUUCUUUGCAAAAAUUUAAAGAUGCUAUUAUAUCUUCCGAAUGAUGUUGUUAUAUAUCAGGGUGAAGAACCCGACAAUCUUUAUUUCAUAAACAAGGGAUCUGUUUAAGUCCUAAUGAAAAAAUAUGAUUUUUCAAAAUAGAAGUUGAAGAAUAAUCAAAGUACGAUAACUUAAGUCUUUAGUAAAAAAUUUAAAAAACAUAGUUUUGUUUCUUAAAAUUCAAGACUUUCAUUUGGUGCUCAAUCAAGUAGAUUAUCCGAUCAUAAUUCUGCAAGUAAAAAGGAAAACGAUGAAUUUUCUGAUCAUCAAUCAGAAAAUGACAUGGCUAAUAAUAGUAACAGUAAGCAUAAUGAAUCCUCGAUAUCUCUAUCACUCUCUGCUCACGAAGAGGAAUUUGAUUCUAAUUAAAAUAACUAAACUUUUAAUGAUAGUUAAAGAUAAGAAAAUACAAGUAAUCAAGGUGAUGUACAGACUAAAAAAGUAAAGAAAAAGAAAAAAGAUAGGAAAAAAAUUAAAAAGGAGGAAAAAUAUUCUCAUACCUUCAUAAUUGGAAAUUUAGAAGUGGGAUAAUACUUUGGAGAAGUAGGUAUCAUUACAAAUUUGAAAAGAACUGCUACGAUAAAGUCCUUAGACUUUAGUACGCUGAGUUACAUUUCUAGAGAAAAAUUCUAGCCAGCAAAAGAAAAUUAUCCUUCAAUAUUCAACGCCUUUAAAUAAAGAAUAGCAAAUUACACUGAUUUUGAUUUUUCAUUCAGGAAGAAAAUGAUAAAGAAUAUACCUUAUUUUCAUACAAUUGAUGAUCAAUGUGCUGUUGAAAUAGCCUAUCUAUUAAAGCCAAAGAGGUAUGAAAUAGGAACCGAAAUUAUAAAGAGAGGGGAUAAAGUUGAGAAUAUAAUGCUUCUAAAAACGGGGGAGAUUGAGGUUUUAGUACCAAAUACUUCCAACAAAGAUGAACUUAUCUACUUAGAUUCAUUGAAUGAGGGAAGUUGCUUUUGCAUAUAUGCUCCAUUUAGUGAAGUUAUGCAUUAAUUAGUGAAUUUCAGGGCAAGAACUACAUGCAUUGUAGAGAGUAUAAAUAUCAAAGAACUUAGGACCUUAGAGAAAAGUCAUAUCCAUCUCUCAGAUAUAUUCAGAUAAUUGUAAAUAGAAAUAGAGAAUAAUGAGAAAACUGACUUAGAUUUUUUUAGGUAUCGCCCUCCGAGAGAUAAACCAAUGCCUGAAAAUAUUAAACUUAUGAUCAGAAAAAAAUUUCGUCAUUCUAUCCUUUCAUUUAUUCGAUAAUAUAAAGCAGGACAGGCUAGGAAUCUACCUGCAUUAAAUGCAUUAAAACAAUUUUAGGACGAUAGAUAAAUGUUGAAGAUGAACUUAACAAGUAUUUCUGAGAAUAAAGUACCUGCUAAAAGAAAAUAAAUGGAGACAAGUAAGAACAAAAUUGAUAUUAGUGGGUUUGGAAAUACUAUGAAAAAUAAAAAUCUAAGUCAAAAUUUAAAUUUAAACGAAAGAAUAGUUCUUAAGCAUUCAGAGACUCAUAAUGUGUUCGUUGAAGACGAUAGUUUUAGCAGCUAAUUAAAUGAAUUAAAUAGAAUUAACUUCCAUUAGCCAAAGAAUUCAUAUAUCUCUGAAUUUACCGAAGAUCCAAUGACCCCUAUCACACCUAUUACAAGAAAUCAAAAAGAUUCAAUUAAUUAUUCAUUUUCUGAGCAUUAUGGCUAUCAAUAUCGGAAAUUAUCAUAAUAGAUAAACUAUGAUGAAAAUUAGGAUGAAGUUAAAUUAAGUCCAAAUUUUCCAUUUUUAGACCCUUCUCCAAAGAAAAGAUAGAUGUUGUAUGUUUAUCCUUAGCCAGUAAUAUAACCAUUAAAAGCUUAAAGAAUUCCUUAGACUGAAUUAUUUGACUCAAAAAUGAGAUAGCUAUCUGAAAGGAUAUUGAAGUAAAGUGAAACAAUAUACUUAGUCGAUUAAAAUGUAAACAAGAAUUUCAGAUAAAUGGAUUAAAAGAUUGAUUAACUAAAGUUUUAAAUAAUGAUUCAAAAUUAAUCCAAUGAUAUCAUGAUAAAAGAAAGACUCAAAAGACUUAAUCAAUAUAGAGAUACCAAGAUUCGCUCAAUUUAGACAGCUUACAACAAAUAGAAGUAUAUUCAAUUAAGAGAUGAAAGCAUAGAAAAAUCUAAGAAAAAGGAACCUAAAUAUUAAGAAUUUAUUGAAUAGUAGAAUUAAUAAAGAUCGUAGUCAAAUUAGAGAAAAUAGUCUAAAAAGAAAAAGAAAAAGCAAAAGAAUAUUGAAUAACCUUAAGAAAAAUCUUCACCAAGUCCAUAGAAGAAGGACAGAUAAUUUUAAAAGAUAAAUAAAGUAGAGUAUACUCCUAAAUUGCCUGUAUAUAAUGGUAGAAAUAUUGAAUAAAUAAGCAUUAAGUAUUAGCCAGAAAAUAUAAUAAAGCUAAGAGUUGAUAGGAGAGAAAAUAAUAGCAAAGAAAAUUUAAGAUCCAAAAGUGAACAAAAAUCUACUUCAGACCUAUAAGAUUCCUAUAAGAGAGACAAGUAUAAUAGAUGA